AAAACUCGGCACCACCUAAGUUAUCUAAACCUUCUGAGCCACUAGUACUAAAAGAAGAGCCAGAGCCAAAAAAGGAAAAAGAAAAAAUAGAAGAUUCAGCUCCAAAAAGGUUAGUAGAAACUAGAAGAAUUUCUGACCAAUGUUUAUGUAUCGAUCAUCUUGCUAUUAUUUUAGAAACUUAUUCAUAUCAAGAAGAUCUCUUAGCUAUGUUUGAGAAUGUUGAAGACCAAAUUAGUAAUAUUUAUAGAAAAGAAUUAGCUCGAUUAAAGAUAUUAAAAUAA
Dentiscutata heterogama is the source of this 281-nucleotide messenger RNA. Lineage: Eukaryota; Fungi; Glomeromycota; Glomeromycetes; Diversisporales; Gigasporaceae. The record is from the annotation of a GenBank genome assembly.